This is a messenger RNA of Vanrija pseudolonga, 3513 nucleotides long. It is a transcript of the gene dmc1, whose product is annotated as Meiotic recombination protein dmc1. The transcript has 18 exons. Gene Ontology annotation, biological process: tetrahydrofolate biosynthetic process; reciprocal meiotic recombination; DNA repair. The record is from RefSeq and is a predicted model, not a curated record. NCBI's taxonomy places the organism in Eukaryota, Fungi, Basidiomycota, Tremellomycetes, Trichosporonales, Trichosporonaceae. The coding region runs from base 1 to 3171 and encodes 1056 amino acids. Gene Ontology annotation, cellular component: mitochondrial envelope; nucleus. Gene Ontology annotation, molecular function: ATP hydrolysis activity; 2-amino-4-hydroxy-6-hydroxymethyldihydropteridine diphosphokinase activity; DNA binding.
AUGUCGGACGACGGCCAGGACACCAUGUAUGGCUACGAGGCGGUGGACGAGCUCCAGGCUCACGGCAUCAACGUCUCCGAUAUCACCAAGCUCAAGGCGGCAGGAAUCGUCACAGUCCUUGGAGGCCUUUCCGAGGUACUUUUCCGCGUUGCCAAGAUCGAAAAGCUCAAGGAAGUGUCCGUCAAGCUCCUCCCGCCGACUUUCGCCACGGCUGCGGAGCUCUCCGAGCGCCGUCAGAAUGUUCAGAUGAUCACCACUGGCUCCAAGGCCGUUGAUGGCAUGCUUGGUGGUGGUAUCUCCACCCAGAGCAUCACCGAGGUCUAUGGAGAGUUCCGUACUGGCAAGACCCAGUUAUGCCACACACUCUGCGUGACCACCCAACUCCCUGAGGACCAGGGUGGCGCUGGUGGCAAGGUUGCCUACAUUGACACCGAAGGAACCUUCCGCCCCGACCGUGUCCGCGCGGUUGCGGAUCGUUUUGGCGUUGACAGCGGCAUGGCUCUCGAGAAUGUGCUCUGCGCUCGCGCGUGGAGCUCCGAGCAGCAGUGCGAGCUUCUCGUUGAGCUUGCCAUUCGCUUUGUCGAGGACCGCACGUACAAGCUCAUCAUCGUUGACAGUAUCAUGAACCUGUUCCGCCAGGACUACUCCGGUCGCGGCGAGCUUUCCGAGCGCCAGCAGAAGCUCAACCAGUUCCUUGCCCGUCUUCAGAAGCUGUCCGAGGAGUUCAACGUCGCAGUGAUUCUCACCAACCAAGUCCAGGCCGACCCUGGUGCUGCCGCCAUGUUUGCUGCUGCCUCGAGUGCCAAGCCCGUCGGUGGCCAUAUCCUUGCUCAUGCAUCCGCCACCCGUAUCCAGCUCCGCAAGGGCCGCGGCGAUGAGCGCAUCGCCAAGCUCCAGGACUCGCCUGACAUGCCUGAGGGCGAGGCGACGUACUGCCUCAAGUCUGGUGGCUGGGAGGCGCAAGGCCUCGGCCCGUCCGCGUUUGGGCUGAACCCGCCCCCUCCGUGCCCCGUCGAGCUCGACAUCGACAUCAGCCUCGCACCCGAGGUCGUCCCGCACUGCGUCGACGAGGAUGACAUGCAGGGCCUGGGCGUGAACUACUCUAGCGUUUCGAAGGCGGUAUACGCGGCCAUCAACUCGCGCGCGUUCGCCCGCCCGUCCGAGCUGCUGGACGCCGUCGCGGCCGUCCCGCUCGAGCUCAAGGCCGUGUCCUCCGUCCGCGUCACCGCGCGCCUCCCCCGCGCCCUCCUGUCGGCCCAGAGCGCAGAGUACGCGCGCACCUUCACCCCCUCGUCUGCGGGGCCGAUCAGCUGCACCCUCCGCGACCUGCGCGUGUCGUGCAUCAUCGGCCUGCACCCGCACGAGCGCGCCGAGCGGCAGCGCCUGGAAGCCGACAUCACCGUCACUGGGCCUGGCGUCGGCGCCGAGCAGUGGAGCCACAAGGCCGUCGCGGAUGCGUCGUUCGACUGGCUCGAAAAGUCGUCGUUUGGAACCCUCGAGUCGUUGGCCGACACGUUCGCCCGUGAGCUGCUCGCACUCCCCGCCGUGCCGCCGCAGAGCUCUAUCGACGUGGACAUCCGCAAGCCCAGCGCGCUGCCGUUCGCCACGCCGUCAAUCAGCGUCUCGCGGAGGGUAGAGGACUUUGCCAAGCGCGGCGGCGUGCGCGGCGUGCCCACGCCAGCCGCAGCGGUGCCGGCGCCAGCCCCAGCCGCGAGGAGACCAUACUACACGUCGGCAAGGCGCUCCGGCCCGCGGGUGUUCAUCGCCGUCGGCUCGAACAUCGGCGACAGGGUCGGGCACGUGCGCCGCGCCAUCAAGCUGCUCGAGGCGGCGGGCGUGACCCUCGUCGACACGAGCAGGCUGUACGAGUCGGAGCCGAUGUACGUCGAGGACCAGGCGCUGUUCCUCAACGGCGUGAUUGAGGUGUCGACGACCCUGAAGCCGCUCGACCUCCUCCGCGUCCUCAAGCGCACCGAGACGGAGAUCGGGCGCACCAAGACGUUCCGCAACGGCCCCAGAGUCAUCGACCUCGACCUUGUGCUCUAUGGCGACGAGGUCGUGCGUGUUGGCCAACCUGGGGACGCGGCGGACGAGGACGGCGUCGGAUGGUUGGAAUGCCCGCAUGCGAGCUUGGCUGAGCGCGAGUUUGUCCUCCGGCCUCUGGCAGACAUCGCGCCAGAGCUCAUCCACCCCGCGUUCGGCACCAGCGUUGCCGAGCUCCUGUCCCGCGUCGCACCGGGCGGCCUCGCGCCCGUUAUCCCGUUCCCCUCACCAGCAAAGGUGCUCCGUCUGACGUCGCCAGCGACACCGGCCAUCAUGGCCAUCUUCAACGCGACGCCCGACUCGUUCUCUGACGGCAACCAGAGACAUACGGAAGCUAGCGGUGCUCUCGAGCGCCUCACGCAGCUCGCGUCAGGCUCGCGCGUCCCUGCCAUCAUCGACAUUGGAGGCAUGUCGACGCGUCCGAACUCUGAGCCAUGCUCGUCCGAGGAGGAGAUUGAGCGCGUCGUGCCCCUCGUCACCGCUGUCCGAGCCGCGGACGGCCCUCUUGCAUCGAUCCCACUCAGCGUGGACACAUACCGGCCCGAGGUGGCCCUCACAGCUGUCAAAGCCGGCGCAAGCUGCAUCAACGACGUGCGCGGUGGUGCAGAGGAGGGCAUGGCCGCCGCCAUGGCUGAGGCCGACGUGCCCGUCGUGCUGAUGCACUCGCGCGGCGACUCGACGACGAUGCUGACUGCCGAAGCGCAAGACUACAGCGCCCUUGGCGGCGUGGUCAGCGGCGUUGCGGCCGAGCUCGGCACUGCUGUGCAGCGGGCACUCGAUGCCGGCGUGAAGCGGUGGGACAUCAUCCUGGACCCGGGCCUCGGCUUUGCAAAGUCGCAAGACGACCACCUGCGCCUGCUCCGCUCGCUGCCCGAGCUCGUCGCGUCGCCCUCGCUCGCCAACUUCCCCCUGCUUGUCGGUGGCAGCCGCAAGGGCUUCGUUGGCAAAGUCACGGGGCGCACCGUGCCCUCAGAGCGCGGCGCGGGCGACGCGGCCAUCUCGGGUUGGUGCACUGCUACCGGCGUCGUCGACGUGCUCCGUGUCCACGACGCCGAGAGCGCCGCGGACACGGUCGCGAUGGCGGCCGCGAUCCGCGACGUGCCACCUACACCUCCUCCCAAGGCCUAGCCCAGAUCGUCUGGGCCAGAAUGGGAUGGGCGGCAUAAGCGAGCUAGCUUCCGUGACCGACGCGACUGUUCUGCGCCACUGCGGGCAACGUGCAUCGCCCUUAGGGCGAGUGUUGUGCUUGGCGCCUGAGCGCCUCGCGCCUGGAUCAGAUCUGCCGAGUGGCACAUUGUUUGUACUUCAUCUGCACUGCAUGGGCGAGUCGAGUGGUGGUGACGAGGAGGACGAGGAUGGAUAACAGACCGUGUUGGCAUGAUUACCGCCCAUGUAUAUCCGCCAUGCGUCGCAAGUCGCAACUAUGCGCUACCAGCCUGCGGGCCUACCCCAAUUAUGGUUAAAUGAGCC